CAUUAAAUAAGUUAUUUGUUAGCGCUAUAUGAUCCUUAUUGUUUCUCUUGCUUUAAAAAUGAACCUACUGGGAUUCCCAUGGAGAUAUAUAAACGAAGGGAAUGUGCAUAUUGUUCUUGAGCUAACGGGAACUGAAUAUGUGGUUCGAAUAAUAAAGGAAGAUGAUAAACCUGUUGAUGGAGGUUGUAUUAAAGAGCAUGUUGACUUUGUGAAUGUUGUGAUGACUCCACUGCUCUCAUCCUCUGCUGAGAAACAAGAACUAGUAGAAAUACCCAGAGAGCAACUUCAUGAGCUCAGCCAAGGUUUUCAACAGUUACGCCCGGCUCACAGAAGGCACAAAACUAGGUUCAGCAUGUAUGCUAUUAAAACUCUCAACUUGCUUACUUUAAACCCAAAAUGCAAAUCCAACUACUGUAUUGAAAUCAAACCAAAAGAAGGUUUCAUGUCCCCUGCAUUCAAAGAAACUGGAAAAUGCUACUUCUGUCUAAAACAGUUCCUAAAAUUGGAGGAAAAUGUAAUAGAAAAUGUUAGUGGCUACUGCCCAUUGGAUCUUUUCUCUGGUGAUAGAUCUAGAAUGAAAAGGGCUGUUUUAAGCUUGAUAGAGAAUCCGCAGAAUAACUUCAAGUUGUUUAAAGAUGGUGUGCUGGUUUACAAUGAAAAGUCAUCUGAGAAAGAUCUACAAGACUUAUUAGUGGAGCUUCCAGUUUUCAACAAAUCUAUUGGUACAUUUGUUGACUUCAUUAUAGAAAUGUUAAUGAGCAAAGGCAGUUCCAACACAGUUCUGAAAACACCAGUGGAGUGUUAUAUAAAUGAAAAAUCUAGUAAAUGCAUUGAAGACAGCAACAACUUAGAUUCAGAAACCUUUAUUAACCGGCUACUGAACUUACAAAGGAUAUCACUACUCUCCACUUUGGGUAUUCCAAAACCUGAUAAUUUCUCUUAUGUCUCAAAAAUGAAACAAGCAGUGGAAAAACAAAACUUGGACUUGACAACACAAACACAUAGAGAGAUGUUCUUCAAGAGCUGUGAGCCGAGUGAGCUGGCCAUUCUCUCGGCCAUCCUCAAAGACUGCUCCAUAAUGAUGUGCUUUUAUCCAAACUAUGUGGGUGAUGUUCCCCACAUACUGAUUGGGACAAAGAAGGUGUCCUAUAGGAUAUCAGUAACGGACCUUGAACCAAAACCUUUGAGUACAUUGUGGAAACGAGAAAAAACUGAAAAGAAAUUGUUGGAUAUUUAUAAAGAUCGUGUUUUAGGCAAUCAAGAAAUCUCUCAGUAAAACUUCAACCUCACACGGAGACAAGAGC
Molecule: messenger RNA, 1304 nt
Organism: Plutella xylostella (diamondback moth)
Lineage: Eukaryota; Metazoa; Arthropoda; Insecta; Lepidoptera; Plutellidae
Product: vacuolar protein-sorting-associated protein 25
Biological process (GO): protein transport to vacuole involved in ubiquitin-dependent protein catabolic process via the multivesicular body sorting pathway; inositol phosphate biosynthetic process
Cellular component (GO): ESCRT II complex; nucleus
Molecular function (GO): inositol-1,3,4,5,6-pentakisphosphate 2-kinase activity; structural molecule activity; ATP binding
Source: RefSeq, a predicted model, not a curated record